AGGUUAAUCAAAUUGAAGUUAUUAUUAGAUAUGAUGGCGGAAUCGAACGGAUGUGAGCGACAAGUGUUCAUUGGAAACCCGCCCUGUUUACACCUAGACAUCUGUAUCUGAGUGAACUACAGGAGAUGUAAUGCGUGGAUCGUUGGAGAUGGGACCGUUUAGUAGGCUGCUCGUCCUCGCUGCCCUUUUCAUCGGAUGCAAUGCAUUUACGAAGAAUGCGAAAAUAAGUACACGGAUCGUGCAGACACGUUACGGCCGGUUGCAAGGAUUAGUUCUACCGAUGGACCAGCAUAGAUACCUGAAACCAAUCGAAGUGUUUCUCGGUGUUCCAUACGCUACGCCGCCAGUGUUAUCAAAUAGGUUCAGCCCUACAAGAGCACCGAGUCCCUGGGAUGGAGUUCGCGUUUCUGAUAAACUAGGACCGGUAUGCCCUCAGAAGCUACCCGACAUCUCCAAUGAAACCGCCGCUUUGGAACGAAUGCCCAAAGGGCGACUCGAGUAUCUUAAGAGGCUUCUACCCUACCUGAAGAACCAAAGCGAAGACUGCCUCUAUCUCAAUAUUUACGCCCCCUCUCAAGGUAAAUACGUUUCCUUUCAAUUUUCUUUAGAAUAA
Molecule: messenger RNA, 613 nt
Organism: Nicrophorus vespilloides
Lineage: Eukaryota; Metazoa; Arthropoda; Insecta; Coleoptera; Silphidae
Product: neuroligin-4, X-linked-like
Exons: 2
Coding region: 131-613 (160 amino acids)
Biological process (GO): neuron cell-cell adhesion; modulation of chemical synaptic transmission; synaptic vesicle endocytosis
Cellular component (GO): postsynaptic membrane; synapse; cell surface
Molecular function (GO): signaling receptor activity; neurexin family protein binding
Source: RefSeq, a predicted model, not a curated record